CUCUCCUUCCCUCCUCGCAGUCUCCCCGUGGCUCAGUGCUCUCCCGAGUCUCCGGCUGUCUGCCCCUGCAAGGCGGGAUCCUGGUCCCUGCUACGUUCCUGGGGCCAUGGCAGGCCUGGGCCCCGGCGGAGGCGAUUCAGAGGGGGGACCCCGGCCCCUGUUUUGCAGAAAGGGGGCUCUGAGGCAGAAGGUGGUCCACGAAGUCAAGAGCCACAAGUUCACCGCCCGCUUCUUCAAGCAGCCAACCUUCUGCAGCCACUGCACCGACUUCAUCUGGGGCAUUGGGAAACAGGGCCUGCAAUGUCAAGUUUGCAGCUUUGUGGUUCAUCGACGAUGCCACGAAUUUGUGACCUUCGAGUGUCCAGGCGCUGGGAAGGGCCCCCAGACGGAUGACCCCCGGAACAAGCACAAGUUCCGUCUGCACAGCUACAGCAGCCCCACCUUCUGCGACCACUGUGGCUCCCUUCUUUAUGGGCUGGUGCACCAGGGCAUGAAAUGCUCCUGCUGCGAAAUGAACGUGCACCGCCGCUGUGUGCGCAGCGUGCCCUCUCUGUGCGGGGUGGACCACACGGAGCGCCGAGGGCGCCUGCAGCUGGAGAUCCGAGCACCCACGUCGGAAGAGAUCCACGUCACAGUUGGUGAGGCCCGUAACCUUAUCCCAAUGGACCCCAAUGGUCUGUCUGACCCCUACGUGAAGCUGAAGCUCAUCCCAGACCCUCGGAACUUGACGAAGCAAAAGACCCGGACCGUGAAAGCCACGCUAAACCCUGUGUGGAACGAGACCUUUGUGUUCAACCUGAAGCCAGGAGACGUGGAGCGCAGGCUUAGCGUGGAGGUGUGGGACUGGGACCGGACUUCCCGCAACGAUUUCAUGGGCGCCAUGUCCUUCGGGGUCUCGGAGCUGCUCAAGGCGCCGGUGGACGGCUGGUACAAGUUACUGAACCAGGAGGAGGGCGAAUAUUACAAUGUGCCAGUGGCUGAUGCUGACAACUGCAGCCUCCUCCAGAAGUUUGAGGCCUGUAACUACCCCCUGGAACUGUACGAGCGGGUGCGGAUGGGUCCCUCUUCCUCUCCCAUCCCCUCCCCGUCCCCUAGUCCCACGGACUCCAAACGCUGUUUCUUUGGGACAAGCCCUGGACGUCUGCACAUCUCCGACUUCAGCUUCCUCAUGGUUCUAGGAAAAGGCAGCUUUGGGAAGGUGAUGCUGGCUGAGCGCAGGGGCUCUGAUGAGCUCUACGCUAUCAAGAUCCUGAAGAAAGACGUGAUUGUCCAGGAUGAUGAUGUGGACUGCACCCUGGUGGAGAAGCGCGUGCUGGCCCUGGGGGGCCGAGGCCCGGGAGGCCGGCCCCACUUUCUCACCCAGCUGCACUCCACCUUCCAGACCCCGGACCGUCUGUAUUUUGUGAUGGAGUAUGUCACCGGGGGAGACCUGAUGUACCACAUCCAGCAAUUGGGCAAGUUUAAGGAGCCCCAUGCAGCGUUCUACGCAGCAGAAAUCGCCAUCGGCCUCUUCUUCCUUCACAAUCAGGGCAUCAUCUACCGGGACCUGAAAUUAGACAACGUGAUGCUGGAUGCUGAAGGACACAUCAAAAUCACUGACUUUGGCAUGUGUAAGGAGAACGUCUUCCCUGGGACCACCACCCGCACCUUCUGUGGGACCCCAGACUACAUAGCCCCUGAGAUCAUUGCCUACCAACCCUAUGGAAAGUCUGUUGAUUGGUGGUCCUUUGGGGUUCUGUUGUAUGAGAUGUUGGCAGGACAGCCCCCUUUCGAUGGGGAGGAUGAGGAAGAGCUGUUUCAGGCUAUCAUGGAACAAACCGUCACUUACCCCAAGUCGCUUUCCCGGGAAGCUGUGGCCAUCUGCAAGGGGUUCCUAACUAAGCACCCAGCGAAACGCCUGGGCUCAGGGCCGGACGGGGAGCCCGCCAUCCGUGCUCAUGGCUUUUUCCGCUGGAUGGACUGGGAGCGGCUGGAACGACUGGAGAUCGCGCCUCCGUUCAGACCCCGUCCGUGUGGACGCAGCGGCGAGAACUUCGACAAGUUCUUUACGCGGGCGGCGCCAGCGUUGACCCCCCCAGACCGCCUGGUUCUGGCCAGCAUCGACCAGGCCGAUUUCCAAGGCUUCACCUACGUGAACCCGGAUUUCGUGCACCCCGACGCCCGCAGCCCCGUCAGCCCGCCGCCGGUGCCAGUCAUACUCUGCUGUGCUGAGCCCGGGAUUCUCACCCACCUUGGUGUUCUGGACUCUGCGCUACCAGAACCUUCACCACGGUCCCAACUCCGUGGGGUUCUAGACUCCGUGUUGGUAGAAUCUCUGUCUCUCCUUUUUUUUUUUUUCUUCUUUCUUUCUGGGAAAUAGUCUCAUGGGGUGGGCUGUUCUAGACUUGGAUUCUAGAACAACCCUUCACCUCUGACCUGCCCCCCACUCCCCCCACCAACGACGUCCUCCCCAUUCUGGAGUGAGUGGGAGGCUGUGCCCCCACGCUCCCGUGCGCCUCGUCCACACUCUAGGGAUUCCUGGGAUGGAUGAAGGAUCCCUACCCCCAGCUGUUCUCAAUCAGCUUUUGUUCUAGACGCCCCUACCCCGAACCUGCCCCUACCCCGAACCCGUCACUGCUCGCCUGCCAGGUGCAUGGCUCCAGUCCUGCUCGGAACCUCCUCCACCUCCCCUCCCUCUUCCCCUCCCCCCCCCUUCCCGUGCCUGCCACUCUGGGUGGGGGGGCUCUGUCCUCCUCCCCCUGCCCACUGCCCUCUUCUUUGGCUCUCUCGCCCGGCCACAGCUGCUGGAGAAUAAAUUUGGGAUGCUGAU
Messenger RNA from Prionailurus viverrinus (fishing cat), 2809 nucleotides. RefSeq names its product protein kinase C gamma (gene PRKCG). Gene Ontology annotation, molecular function: ATP binding; zinc ion binding; diacylglycerol-dependent serine/threonine kinase activity. The transcript has 19 exons. The record is from RefSeq and is a predicted model, not a curated record. Bases 107 to 2359 code for a protein of 750 amino acids. Gene Ontology annotation, biological process: protein phosphorylation. NCBI's taxonomy places the organism in Eukaryota, Metazoa, Chordata, Mammalia, Carnivora, Felidae.